Messenger RNA from Nerophis lumbriciformis (worm pipefish), 1779 nucleotides. The record is from RefSeq and is a predicted model, not a curated record. Lineage: Eukaryota; Metazoa; Chordata; Actinopteri; Syngnathiformes; Syngnathidae.
AUGACUGAGGCAUGGCAACAACAACAGCAGCAGCAACAGCAACAGCAGCACACGGUGGCCGCGCCUUCUGUAGUGCACACACUUCCCCAGACAACGGACACUCUGGCCUGCACUGUGUAUGGUGUUGUUCUGCAACCAGAUUCCUCUCUGCAGCAGCAGCAGCUGGGCCAGCAGCAUGUUGUGCAAACUCAGCAGGCCUCCAUGCAGCUUGGGGGCGAAAGAGUGCAUAAGUGUGGCGCCUGUGGGCAUGACAUAUCUCACUUGGCCAACCCCCACGAACACCAGUGCAUGGUGACUCAAGACAGGUCCUUCCAAUGCACACAAUGCAUGAAAAUCUUCAGCCAAGCCACGGACCUCCUGGAGCAUCAGUGUGUGCAGGUGGAACAGAAGCCAUUUGUUUGUGGGGUGUGUAAGAUGGGUUUCUCGUUGCUCACUUCAUUGGCCCAGCAUCACAACUCUCACGGCAACGGAAACAACCCGAUGAAAUGUUCCAUUUGUGAAAAAACGUACCGUCCCGGAUCUGGAAAUGUCACUCCCACCUCGUCUGCGGCCAAUCCUCAGCAGCCCUCUGCCGGAGAGACAUCUGGCGGCGGAGCGGCAAUCAGUGCCUCGUCCCCGCCUGCUUUUGAGGCAUCCGCACCAGACAGGCCAUACAAGUGCUCAGUGUGCCAUAAGUCCUUCCGCCAUUUGUCCGAGUUGACCCGCCACGAAAGGGUGCACACAGGUGAGAAGCCGUACAAAUGUGACACAUGUGAUAAAAGCUUCAGCCAGUCCUCACAUCUGGCCCACCACCAGCGCACACACAGCUCUGAGCGACCAUAUAAGUGCGCUGUGUGUGAGAAGAGCUUUAAGCACCGUUCUCACCUCGUGCGGCACAUGUACGCCCAUUCAGGCGAGCACCUGUUCAAGUGCAACUUGUGUGAAAUGCACUUCAAGGAGUCGUCCGAGCUCCUGCACCAUCAAUGUCAGCCAGAAGGAGAAAGGCCUUUCCGAUGCGGCUCGUGCGGAAAGAGCUUCAAGCGCCCGUCGGACCUGCGGCAACAUGAACGCACUCAUUCCGAGGAGCGACCAUUCCAGUGCGAGGAGUGCCAGAUGAGCUUCAAGCAGCAGUACGCUCUUGUACGCCACCGUCGCACUCAUAAAAAUCCGGCCGACCGCCCUUUCAAGUGCAAUCUCUGCGAUAAAGGCUUUCUGCAGCCCUCCCACCUGCUUUACCAUCAGCAGGUGCACGGUAUGGAAAGCUUGUUUAAGUGCGCGUCGUGCCAAAAGUCUUUUAGCCAAUCCGGAGAACUGCUGAGGCACAAAUGCGGAGGUGAAGUAGAAAAGCCCUACAAGUGUGACGUGUGCGGCAAAGGUUACAAAAAGAACUCCACGCUUCAGCGCCACCAAAACACUCACUGCGCAGAGAAGCCACUGAAAUGCUCUCUGUGUGACAAGCGCUUUGUGUCCUCCUCAGAGUUUGUCCAGCACCGCUGCGACCCGACCCGCGAGAAACCGCUGAAAUGUCCCGACUGUGAGAAACGCUUCAGGUACUCGUCCGAGCUACAGCGCCAUCGCCGCGUCCACACUGGGGAGAAACCUUUCAAGUGCGCCAGCUGCGACAAGAGCUUCAAGCAACGCGAGCACCUGGCCAAGCAUCAGAGCGUACACUCCCGGGAGACUCAGUUUAAAUGUGUAUGGUGCGGUGAGCGUUUUGUCGACCUCGCCGCUCUGCAGGAACACACGGUCCAACACACUGCCGAAGGGGAGAGUUUCCCAGAAGCGCCGUGCAUCCCGUGA